Messenger RNA from Prunus armeniaca (apricot), 303 nucleotides. Lineage: Eukaryota; Viridiplantae; Streptophyta; Magnoliopsida; Rosales; Rosaceae. The record is from the annotation of a GenBank genome assembly.
AUGGGAUCCGGUAACUCAAGAAAUCGAGUUGGAUUAAGUAAAAGUCCAUCGUCAGAUGUUCCGGUCAGAAAAGAGUAUUCAUCAUUAUCUUAUAUUCCUAACAUUGGAAAAGGAAAGAAGACUAGGAAGAUUGGUGAGAAAGAGAUAGGAUUAUCUCUCAUAUUUGACGGCUAUGAGUGCCAUGAAAUUCCUGCAUACUUGCAAUCUCAUCUAUUUAAUAAUAUCAUAACAGAGCCUGAUUUCUUGGUAGACAUAACAAGUGCAGUUCGGGGAGGAUAUCUGCCCAGCAAGCUCCUCAGUUAA